Messenger RNA from Exophiala oligosperma, 1140 nucleotides. Its product is annotated as haloacid dehalogenase, type II. The transcript has a single exon. Lineage: Eukaryota; Fungi; Ascomycota; Eurotiomycetes; Chaetothyriales; Herpotrichiellaceae. The coding region runs from base 161 to 988 and encodes 275 amino acids. The record is from RefSeq and is a predicted model, not a curated record.
AUCGCAUUUCUCGUAUUAUUUGAAGUACUUUGGAUUUUGACAGAAUCUCCAUCCAGCUUCCUCGGCCAACCAACUUUCACCCACAGUAAAUAACUAGGUAGAGCACAACACGAACGACGACGACUACAACAACAAAUAAAUCCCUCCAUUUGUCAACAAUAUGGCUGCCGAGAUUCCAAUGCCCGAGCCUACUGUGCCUCGCAAGCCAUUCUCGUCAUUCAAGGUCAUAUCCUACGACAUUUACGGCACGCUCAUCGACUGGGAGAGCGGAAUCAUCGACCAGCUACAACCACUGGUGUCGCGCAUCCCGACCGAAUCGCCCUUUGCGACAUGCCGCGACAGCAGGGCCGGCGAAGGCCGGGUCAAGCUCGCCGAGAAAUUCAACGAGAUCGAGGCGCAGGUGCAAGCCGAACACCCCACGAUGAGGUACAGCCAGGUCCUGCGCGAGGCGUACCUCCGCCUGGGUCCCGCCCUCGGCGUCAAGGACGGGGACCUCGACGGAGAGGCCCGGCGGUUCGGCGACAGCGUCGGCUCGUGGCCGGCUUUCCCGGACACCGUGGACGCCUGCAGGAGGCUGGCCAAGCACUACAAACUCAUCCCGGUGAGCAACGUCGACAGGGAGAGUUUCAGCCAGACCCUCGCCGGACCGCUGGCCGGCGUCGACUUCUUCCGCGUCUACACCGCCCAGGACAUCGGUAGCUACAAGCCCGACCUGCGCAACUUCGAGUACCUGUUGAGCCACGCGAAGGAGGACGCGGGCGUGGAAAAGGACGAGAUCCUGCACGUCGCCCAGAGCAUCUUCCACGACCACGUCCCGGCGAAGAAGAUGGGCAUGAGCAGUGUCUGGAUCAACAGGAAAGGGGCGGGCAUGGGCAGUGCCGGUGGGAUCGCGGGGGUCCACGAACGCGGCGAAGUGGGAUACGGCUGGAGGUACGCCUCUUUGGGAGAACUCGCGGACGAGGUCGAGAAACAACGAGCUCAGGAGUAAGUAGUGGUAGGAGGAGGAGGGGGAGGGAAAGUAGGAUCGAGAAGAAUGCAAACGAACUAUCCUAUUCGUGCCAUCAUGACGAGAGCCUCACUUCUACGGGAAUAUCAGCCAAUCGUCCGCAUCCUUGUACUAGCAAACGCUGAGGCUGUACG